AAUGAUAUACCACUAGUAAGUAGUAUUUAUUACUCAUUUUCACCGGUGAAACUGUUUCGAUGCUUUGCGUACAACUUUCUUGAUGAACUAGUACACAGCCAUAGGACCGCGACCGACCAGGAGGAGUAUACAGGCUUGGGCGAUUGCACGGGCCAGGCCCAUCUAUAUAUAUAUAUAUAUACUGCAAAAAGCAUCUGAUGGGCCAGAUGCGAUUUCCAGUCUCCGCUGCCUUCCGCCGUCGCCCGCCCGUCGGGGAGACAAGGAUGGAAAUCCCAUCUGGCCAACUCUUUUGUUGCUUGGGCGUGGAAGGCACGUCUCGGAGCAGCGUCGUCGUGCCGUGCAAUCAGCUCAGCUCAGCUCAGCUGCCCAGCCCGGCAACCCGGAAAACGAGACACCGCUGAUUUUUGACGUGCCCGUGCUGUGCAAGUUCGGCACUUGCACGCUUGACGCCGUCGCGGCCGCACUCCAAGUGAUUCUUAUGACACGUGGGCCCCAUCGAGGGCCCAUACGUUGCAGAAAGCCCACCAACUCGGGAAUUCCACUGGGUCUAGUCAAGCAAGCACUCAAGCCCAGCUCGAUGCACCCGUACGUCUCCAUCCCUCCCUCCCUCCCUCCCCCCUCUUCUUUUCUUCGGCUCUUCCGCCGCCUCCACGCGGCCUACGCCACCUCCCCCUCACCUCCCGCCGUGCGCCCCGAUCCCUCGCCGCGACCUCAUCUCGCCGAGGACUGGAUCGCCGGAGGGACAUCGUGGGUGGGUGGGUGUGUCCUUCGCACCCAUGCGGCGUUAGCUGAUGACGACCUCGCCUGAGAGGGGAGAAGCACCACCUGCGCCGCCACGCGAUUCACCGUGCGAGGACGCCGCCCCAGCUGCCGCCGUCGUUGCCUCUUCCUCCUCUGGCUCCGAGCGCGAGGAAGACGGCGGCUCCAGGCAGCCCAAGGCAUCUGUCCUGUCCGGCGUCUUCGCGCCCCCUCUCGCCAUAUUCGAGGGGCAGCAGCAGGUCUCCUCGACGCCGUGCGACGCCAGCUCGACAAAGCCGCCCUCGGGGUCCUAUGCUUGGUCCAGGAUUCUGAGGAGGUUCGUGGGCAGCGGCUCCAUGUGGCGUCUUCUGGGCUGCGCCAGGGUCCUGACCUCCGGUGACGUGUGGUUCCUUGGUAAAUGCUACAGGGUGUCGCCCGAGGAAGAGGAGUCUGGCGGCUCGGAUUCUGACAGCGGCCAUGCUGCGUUUCUGGAAGAUUUCUCUUCCAGGAUAUGGAUCACUUACCGGAAAGGGUUUGAUGCAAUACCUGGUUCCAAGCUCACUAGUGAUGUGAACUGGGGAUGCAUGGUUAGAAGUAGUCAGAUGCUGGUUGCUCAGGCACUGAUUUUUCACCAUCUUGGAAGAUCUUGGAGAAAGCCAUCAGAGAAGCCAUACGACCCAGAUUAUAUACGGGUCUUACACCUAUUUGGUGACUCUGAAGCUUGUGCUUUCUCUAUUCACAAUUUACUUCAAGCUGGAAGGAAUUAUGGUCUGGCUGCUGGAUCAUGGGUGGGUCCAUAUGCUAUGUGCCGGGCAUGGCAGACCCUUAUCCGCACAAAUAGAGAGCAAGCUGAUGCUGUCGAUGGGAAGGAAAAUUUCCCUAUGGCGCUAUAUGUCGUUUCGGGUGAUGAAGAUGGUGAAAGAGGUGGAGCUCCAGUUUUUUGUAUUGAUGUUGCUGCUCAGCUUUGCUCCAAUUUCAAUAAAGGACAAUGUACAUGGUCACCUAUUCUUUUGUUGAUUCCUCUGGUUCUUGGCCUUGACAAAAUUAAUCCAAGGUACAUCCCAUUACUAAAGGAGACGUUUAAGUUCCCACAAAGCUUGGGCAUUUUAGGUGGAAAACCUGGGACGUCAACAUACAUUGCUGGGGUACAAGAAGAUAGGGCUCUCUACCUAGAUCCCCAUGACGUUCAGAUGGCGGUUGAUAUUGCACCGGAUAACUUGGAGGCGGACACUUCCUCGUACCACUGCAGUGUUGUCCGAGAUUUGGCUCUAGAACAAAUAGACCCAUCCCUAGCCAUUGGUUUUUACUGUCGCGACAAAGACGAUUUCGAUGAUUUCUGUUCUCGGGCAUCUGAGUUGGCAGAGAAAGCCAAUGGAGCGCCACUCUUUACUGUCAUGCAGUCAGUCCAGCCAUCGAAGCAAAUGUAUAAACAGGAUGAUGGGCUGUGCUGUUGUUCUGGCAGUAGCAUGGCCAACGAGGACUACGACCUUGACGCCUCUGGCGAGGCAGGAGAAGAGUGGCAGAUCCUCUAAACCAGGGGAACACCGAUGACAUGUUGGGUUGAAAAACUCAUGGAACAUGUUGCCUGAAUGCCCUCGUUUGCGUGUGAAUACAGGGGAUGAUUUGUUGUCUCUGAGUGUCGUUGGGUGCCAACGUCUCUUAGGAGGAAAAUGUUCAAAACGUGACAGGUGGAAAUGUUCAAAACAUACACUUGUGAAUGAUCAUAGAUAAAUGUAUUUAACAUUCCAUUUGCUAACACCAUUUCACCA
Zea mays is the source of this 2507-nucleotide messenger RNA. RefSeq lists its product as uncharacterized. The coding region runs from base 792 to 2270 and encodes 492 amino acids. The record is from RefSeq and is a predicted model, not a curated record. Gene Ontology annotation, cellular component: cytoplasm. Gene Ontology annotation, biological process: protein delipidation; aggrephagy; piecemeal microautophagy of the nucleus. Lineage: Eukaryota; Viridiplantae; Streptophyta; Magnoliopsida; Poales; Poaceae. The transcript has 9 exons. Gene Ontology annotation, molecular function: cysteine-type endopeptidase activity; protein-phosphatidylethanolamide deconjugating activity.